AUGAGGCUCUUGUUGGUCCUUAGUGCCUUUCUAGUGGCUGUUUACAGCCAGGAGACAUUUGUUGGUGACCAGGUUCUACGUAUCACUGUCAGCAAUGAGGAACAACUUGCCCUAGUGAAGUCCCUCCAAGAACAAGAGCAUCUGAAUAUUGAUUUCUGGUUAGAGCCAAGCAGGCCUUUGCUGCCCAUUGACAUCCAAGUCCCAAGAGAACAUGUUCAAUCAGUGAAAGCCUUCCUGGAGUUCAGUGGUGUUGGUUACUCAAUCUUGAUUGAAGAUCUACAGAUGUUGUUGGAUGAAGAGAAGAAGGAAAUGAUGUUUUCUCGACAUAAGGAACGCAACAGCCAAACAUUCAACUAUGCUUCUUACCACACAUUGGAGGAGAUUUAUGCCUGGAUGGAUACAUUUGUAGCUUCAAACUCAGGUCUAGUCAGCAAGUUGCAGAUUGGUAACACCUUUGAGAAACGUCCAAUCUAUGUCCUCAGGUUCAGCACUGGUGGGAUUAACCGACCUGCCAUCUGGAUUAAUUUUGGUAUCCAUGCCCGUGAAUGGAUCAGUCCCGCUAUUUCCCUCUGGUUUGCGAAUAAGAUUAUCAGUGAAUAUGGCAAGGAUACUUCUGUGACUUCAUUGUUGAACACGAUGGAUCUCUACCUAGAGAUUGUUACAAACCCUGAUGGUUUUCAUUUUACCCACACUAACAACCGCAUGUGGCGUAAGACCAGGUCUGUGUAUGCUGGCAGGAGAUGUAUAGGUGUUGACCCAAACAGGAAUUUUGAUGCCAAUUUUGGAGGAGCUGGUGCCAGCGGCAAUUCUUGUUCAGAAACAUACUAUGGACCUUAUGUCAACUCUGAGAAGGAAGUCAAAGCCAUAGUUGACUUUGUCAAAAAUCACGGAAAUUUCAAAGCCUUCAUUGACGUUCACAGCUAUUCCCAGCUCUUAUUGUUUCCUUAUGGUUACACUUCAACUAAGCCAAAGGACUAUGGAGAGCUGAUGGAACUCAGCAAGAAAUCCAUUACUUCGUUGGCAUCAAUAUAUGGAACCAAGUACAGAUAUGGACCCAUCUUCACUACCAUCUAUCAAAGCAGCGGUUCAUCUAUUGAUUGGGCUUAUAACCAAGGCAUCAAGUAUGCUUUCUGCUUUGAACUGCGAGACACUGGUCGCUAUGGCUUCAUUCUACCAGCCAACCAGAUUAUUCCAACAGCUGAGGAAACCUACCUGGGUUUGAUGGAAAUUUUAGACCAUGCCAGACAGAACCCCUAUUAAAAUAAAUUUAAAACAUGACGUAA
Molecule: messenger RNA, 1283 nt
Organism: Carcharodon carcharias (great white shark)
Lineage: Eukaryota; Metazoa; Chordata; Chondrichthyes; Lamniformes; Lamnidae
Product: carboxypeptidase A1-like
Exons: 11
Coding region: 1-1260 (419 amino acids)
Biological process (GO): proteolysis
Molecular function (GO): metallocarboxypeptidase activity; zinc ion binding
Source: RefSeq, a predicted model, not a curated record